This is a messenger RNA of Cuscuta campestris, 1204 nucleotides long. The record is from the annotation of a GenBank genome assembly. Lineage: Eukaryota; Viridiplantae; Streptophyta; Magnoliopsida; Solanales; Convolvulaceae.
CGAGUGGGACAUCUCGAGGGCCCACAAAAAGAAGAAAGGAAAAAACGCUCGGCCAGCAACUUCCAAAAACUCCGCCUUCGAAAGGAUGGGGGAUAGGGAAGAAGGCCAGAGAAAGUCAGCAAAACUGAGGCUGGGGCAGAGCAUUGCCCAUGUCAGCGCGUUUGCCUGGUUUGGCAAGGGGAGGGAGGCCGAGCUUGCCCGUACCUAGCGCUCCCGGUCGAAUCGGCAGGAGCCCGCGAAGACGAUGGUCUCCCAUCAAGAAGAGGAAGCUGAGAGCCAGCCUAGGGGACUGGUGGCUAACUGGCUGACUGUCCCAAAUGAUCGCGUCCAGCAGAUGGAGGCAAAACUAGAGAGGUUGGAGAAGAAGGUCGGGGAGAAGAGUGACCGGGACAAACCCCUCGCCGGGUCCCCGUUCACCACAAGGGUCCAUUUGACAUCUUUCCCACGAAAGGUCAAGAUUGACGCCCCUAGAUUCAACGGGAAGGAAGACUCAGAAAUCCAUCUGGAUUCUUUCAAUCAGAGUGCAACCAUGAACGGUUGCACAGAUGAACUAAAGUGCCUUCUCUUCUUCCAAACCCUACGGAACCGAGCUACUGAAUGGUUCAACAUGCUUCUCCUAGGAAGCAUUGAUUCAUUCAGUGACUUGGCCUCAAAAUUCAAGGCCAAGAUCAAGGAGAAUUGUACUAAGAGGAAGAAAUUCACCUAUCUUAGUACAGCCGGGCAAAGGGAAUCCGAGAACCUCACUCAAUUUCUUACCCGGUGGAAGGAAAAGGUAGACAAGGUAGAAGAGAUGGACGACAAGACGGUGUUGUCCCUUCUCUUGAAUGGCUUACGUGUCGGGGAACUAUACAAGGAGUUCUGCCGGAAACCCCUGGCCACGGAUCAAGAGGCCUACCACACUGCAUGGUCUGAUUCCCAUAACACUUCCGAAUGCAAGAGUGUUAAGGGAGUCAUCCGGCAAAUGAUAGACAGCGGAGAACUAGGCAAAGAUUAUUUGCAAAAAUCCCAGGAGAAGAGCCACCAAUGGGUCAGGCCCACAGCCCAGGGGAAUGACCGGGAUAAUGAUCGGCGGAGGAACAACCGGCAAAGGGAGAAGCAACCUGCUCCUGAGAAAGAGCAUAUUGGCAUGAUCUUCGGCGGACCUGAAGGUGGAGAUUCAGCCGCACAACAGAAAAAUUAGGUCCGCAGCAUUUACGUCGGUGAA